AAGCAAUCAGCUGUUCCUUGAACAGAAAAGCAGCAGACAGAGCUGAAAUGUUUACUAUUUGAUCAGCUGUCACUGUGAGAGGGAAUACUUUGUUCUUGGGGAAAAUCUGUUUUGUUUGCAAUAUUCGAACAAGUUCAUAGUUUCAACGAUGGUGGACGAAAGUAUAAAUGUGCAGUUCGCUUGCCAACGAUGUUUGCAGCCAAUUACUAUGGAUGAAAGCUUCGAUAACAUCAGCGUUCAUGCAAUGGCGGAAUUAGCGCUUCCAAUAUAUUCAAAUACAUCAAAUGAAAUCGAUUCCACCGCCACAAGUUUCGAUCAUUUCGUACCACCGUUUCGCAUGCUGGAGUCAAUGAAUGGUACAGCUGGAUUCAUGCUUGUUUCCGAUGGACGAGAAAAUACUACGUUAGGAACAACUUUACGCGUGCGCGCUGAACUCUAUGAUUUUUUAUCAUCUAAUUCCGAAAUCGACCAUCCCUUAUGUGAUGAAUGUACAGAUUCGCUCCUUGAACUAUUAGAUCGUCAACUAAAAACAGCCGAAGAAGAAUGGACGGAUUACAACAAUUAUCUGAAGAAAUUAGAAAUGACUGAUGAUAAUCCAAACAUAGAAGUUUUGGAAAAGGAACUGCACGACUUAAAUGAAAAAGAGAAAAAACUUAUUGAUGAGUUAUCCAUUCUGCAGAUAAACGAAUCGGAAGUGAAAUCAGCAAUAAAGUUACAAGAGGAAGAGCGAGCACGUCUUGAAAUUCAAGAAGAACGGUAUUGGCGUGAAUAUACAAAACACAGACGUGAGCUCAUGACCACAGAAGAUGAUUAUCGGAGUCUCGAGUUUCGAAUUGCAUAUUCGCAAGGACAGCUAGAGAAGCUAGAAAAAGUGAAUGUUUUCAAUGUGACGUUUCAUAUAUGGCAUGCGGGUCAUUUUGGGACAAUCAAUAACUUUCGAUUGGGUCGAUUACCCUCCGCGCAAGUGGAUUGGUCGGAAAUCAAUGCAGCAUGGGGUCAGACGGCUCUAUUGCUUUCAGCACUUGCGCGGAAGGUAGGUUUGACUUUCAAACGCUAUCGACUGGUACCUUUCGGCAACCAUUCCUAUAUUGAAUCACUGAGCGAUAAUAAGGAGUUACCUUUAUAUGGUACGGGUGGAUUUAAAUUUUUCUGGGAUACAAAAUUUGAUGCUGCAAUGGUUGCAUUUCUUGAUUGCUUAACACAAUUUAAAGAGGAAAUAGAGAAAGGAGAUUCUGGAUUUUGUUUACCAUAUAAGAUGGAAAAAGGAAAAAUUGAAGACUCAUCGACCGGGAAUUCGUACUCAAUCAAGAUACAAUUCAAUUCCGAAGAGCAGUGGACAAAAGCUUUGAAAUUUAUGCUAACAAAUUUAAAAUGGGGCCUCGCUUGGGUGUCGUCACAAUUUACGGAUGAGAAGGCUGAUUUGCAGACUGUGCAGUGAUUUUUUGUGGAUAUUUUAGAAUAUAAGGUUUACUUUAUUGUUGUAUGGAUGAAGAUAAACGUAUGAUAUUUGCAUGGG
Hermetia illucens (black soldier fly) is the source of this 1516-nucleotide messenger RNA. It is a transcript of the gene Atg6, whose product is annotated as beclin-1-like protein. Bases 149 to 1438 code for a protein of 429 amino acids. Lineage: Eukaryota; Metazoa; Arthropoda; Insecta; Diptera; Stratiomyidae. The record is from RefSeq and is a predicted model, not a curated record. Gene Ontology annotation, biological process: cellular response to nitrogen starvation; autophagy; autophagosome assembly. Gene Ontology annotation, cellular component: phagophore assembly site; phosphatidylinositol 3-kinase complex, class III, type II; phosphatidylinositol 3-kinase complex, class III, type I. The transcript has 3 exons.